Messenger RNA from Glycine soja, 1479 nucleotides. RefSeq lists its product as uncharacterized. The record is from RefSeq and is a predicted model, not a curated record. Bases 1 to 1479 code for a protein of 492 amino acids. Lineage: Eukaryota; Viridiplantae; Streptophyta; Magnoliopsida; Fabales; Fabaceae. The transcript has 4 exons.
AUGGCAGUUAUGGCAUCGCGGUAUUUUGAAAAAAUGCCACCAAAUAGCGAUGGCGGCUGCCAUAGCCUUACCGAUGGUGGUAGAAUGACAGUUAUGGCGAUGGCCGCCGGCGACAACGACUACAGACUGCGACGACAACACUGUGCUUUGAGAAUAUGGUUGCAGCCAUUGGUCAAUAUAUAUGGGCGACAUUUGCCCAUUCCAAGCUAUCAUGACAUCAGAGUUCCACUCCUAAAGAAGGAAGUUGAAUACACUGAAAAUUUGAUGAAAGGCCACAGGGAGCAAUGGGUCAAGUAUGGUUGUACUAUUAUGUCUGAUGCAUGGACUGAUCAGAAACAAAGAUGCAUCAUUAAUUUUUUGGUUAACUCUCUAGCUGGUACAAUGUUUUUGAAGUCUGUUGAUGGCUCUGAUUUUGUAAAGACAUGUGAAAAUCUUUUUGAGUUGCUUGAUGCUAUUGUGAAGGAAGUUGGAGAAGAAAACGUUGUUCAAGUUGUAACUGAUAAUGAGAGCAAUUAUGUUUUAACGGAUAAGUUGUUAGAGGACAAAAGGAAACAUAUUUAUUGGACUCCUUGUGCAGCUCAUUGUAUUGAUUUGAUGCUUGAAGACAUUGAGAAGCUUCCCUUGAUAAGGAAGACAAUUAGAAGGGCAAUUAAUCUAGUUGGGUUUAUCUAUGCCCAUUCCAGUACCUUAAACUUGUUGAGAAAUUGUACAAACAAGAUGGAAUUGGUGAGACAUGCUGUUACUAGAUUUUCCACUUCUUAUCUAACCUUGGAAAGGCUCCACAAAGAGAAAGCUAAUAUUAGAAAGAUGUUUAUUUCUGAUGAAUGGAUCUUAAACAAGUUAUCUAAGGAGCCUAAGGGGAAAGAAGCUGCAAAGGUAGUGCUCAUGCCUUCUUUUUGGAAUAGUGUGGUUUACACUCUUAAAGUCAUGGCUCCACUUGUCAAAGUGCUACAUCUUGGGGUUGGUGAAAGGAAACCAGCCAUGGGCUAUAUUUAUGAAGCAAUGGACAAGGCAAAAGAAACAAUUAUCAAGUCUUUCAACAAUAAUGAAAGCAAGUACAAAGAUGUGUUUGCAAUCAUUGAUAAAAGAUGGAAUUGUCAGCUUCAUAGGCCAUUGCAUGCAGCUGCCCACUUCUUAAAUCCAGAGUUCUUUUAUGACAACAAUGAUUUGGAGUUUGAUUUUGAGGUCACCAAUGGAUUGUUUGAUUGCAUUAAGAACAUAUUGGUGGUGAAUGUUUGGGUCACAAACUCCAAAUUUGAGAAGCUAGCUAUUAAAAUUUUGAGUUUGACUUGCAGUGCUUCAGGAUGUGAAAGAAAUUGGAAUGUAUUUGAGCAAUUUGAGGAUAUUGAACUUGAAUCUGAAGAAGAUGAAAUCAUGGUUAAUUUUGAGGCAUUUGAUGGAGAAGAGGGAGAGGGAGAUGCUCCACUACCUUAUGAUAACAACGAAGAUGAUUAUGUUGGGAUUGAAGAAGAUGAUUAG